Seriola aureovittata is the source of this 6412-nucleotide messenger RNA. Its product is annotated as protocadherin-9. Gene Ontology annotation, cellular component: plasma membrane. Bases 979 to 4689 code for a protein of 1236 amino acids. The record is from RefSeq and is a predicted model, not a curated record. The transcript has 5 exons. Gene Ontology annotation, biological process: homophilic cell-cell adhesion. Gene Ontology annotation, molecular function: calcium ion binding. Lineage: Eukaryota; Metazoa; Chordata; Actinopteri; Carangiformes; Carangidae.
GGUCUGGGGGGAGUCGGUGUGGUGUACUUCACCACCCCUCCUAUGGGUUUACAGAGAGUUAGUGCAAGAUAUUCUGCUCUGGGAGUGAGAGUGCAAGGAUAAACGGCACAUACACGCUGCGCAUCGGUGUCACACCGAACAGCCCUUUUAUUAAGGCUGGUAUCUCCAAGUGGGAUCGACUCUGAGGUUUCACAGCUCUUUUAUUUUUUUUCUUUUGCACAAAUGCCUUCAUGAUCUUUUCUUUUUUUUUUUUAACCUUGUGUCUGCGUCGGCUGAUUAUUGAUGGAGCUCCGCGAACUUGAAACAUGACGGGACACGAGUGUCUCUUCUUGGGUUCACCUCGUCGGCGCCUUCACCUUAACAGGUAGCCGGGGGGAGAGAGAGAGGAAAGAAAAAGAAAUAAAGAGAGAAAGAAAGAAAAAAAAACGCCGGUUUUCUCGGGACGGGUGCGGGAGAUGAGCAUUGAUUUCGGGACCCGUUCUAAUGGAAGACACCACAAACCACUGACCACCUGGCUCUGUCUGCUGGAGAGCAACGCUGAUCACCGCAACCACCGCAGGUCGCACAAUUAGAUCCUGUCCAUUCCUGAAGUUAAAUGGGGGGAAAAGGAACUGCGACAUAUGCAGCCUCUAAAUUACCCCAGUUUGUGUGACCAGCUGGUUUUACCCAAAACCUGUUCUUGAGUCUGAUUACUCCUACGGGGCGAUUAUUAUUACCCCCCCCCCCCCCCCUCUCUCUUUUCCUGGAUCCAAAGCCAGAUCUGACUGAGAAGGAUAUCUUUACCCCGAAUAAGCUCGCAGGCACACUGGAUGAGAAGACUAUGAGCUGACACACUCCAGUUUUUCUCCUGAGCUGGAACGGAUUUGGGUUUGUCUGUGGAAGAUUCCUGCCAUCACAUGCCAGGAGUCACUGCCUGUAACAGCGCUGCAUAGAAAGAAACCUUUGAGUUGUGAAGGCUGGAAACACAUUUACACCGUCAUGGAUCUAAAAGACUAUUACCUGUUGGGAGCCCUACUUGCCUGCAUAUGGCUAGAUCCUUCUAUAGCCCAAGAGCUAAUCUACCCCAUCAGAGAGGAGUUGCAAGAAAAUGUCCUUAUUGGAAACAUACCAAAGGACCUAAACAUUUCCCAUACAAAUGCUGCCACCGGAGCAAGUGCUAAUCUCGUGUACCGGCUUGUCUCCAAGGCAGGAGAUAACCCGCUGGUCCGCGUUCUGAGCAGCACUGGUGAGAUAUUCACAACAUCAAACCGGAUCGACAGGGAGAAGUUGUGCCCCGGUCCCUCGUUUGAGGACAGUGAGUGCUCCUUUGAAAUUGAAGUGGUCAUUCUGCCUAAUGAUUAUUUCAGGCUGAUUAAGAUCAAAAUAAUCGUCAAAGACACAAAUGAUAAUGCCCCCAUGUUCCCGUCCCCUGUGAUCAACAUCUCCAUCCCCGAAAACACGCUCAUUAACAGCCGCUUUGCCAUUCCUUCUGCCACUGACCCAGACACUGGCCCCAACAGUGUCCACAAAUACGAGCUGAUCAACGGGCAAAGUGCCUUCGGCUUAGACAUAGUAGAAACGCCUGAGGGGGAGAAGUGGCCCCAGCUCAUUGUGCAGCAGAAUCUGGACAGAGAGCAGAAGGAUACAUACGUAAUGAAGAUCAAAGUGGAGGACGGUGGCAGUCCACAGAAAUCCAGUACUGCCAUUCUACAAGUUACAGUAACAGAUGUCAAUGAUAACAGACCGGUGUUUAAAGAGAGCCAGAUAGAGGUGCACAUACCGGAGAACUCGCCUAUUGGCACGUCUGUUGUGCAGCUUCAGGCCACAGACGCAGACAUAGGGGCAAAUGCAGAGAUACGUUACGUAUUUGGGACUCAGGUGUCUCCUGCUACAAAAAGACUCUUUGCAUUAAAUACAACAUCUGGCUUAAUUACAGUGCAGAGGCCCCUGGACAGAGAAGAGACUGCUAUUCAUAAGCUCUCUGUUUUAGCUAGUGAUGGCAGCUCUAGUCCUGCCAGAGCUACUGUUACCAUAAAUGUGACUGAUGUUAAUGACAAUCCACCUAAUAUAGACCUGAGAUACAUAAUCAGCCCCAUUAAUGGCACUGUUUUCCUCUCAGAGAAGGAUCCCAUCAAUACUAAGAUUGCUCUCAUCACAGUGUCAGACAAAGACACUGACAUCAACGGCAAGGUCAUUUGUUUCAUAGAGAAGGACGUGCCCUUCCAUCUCAAAGCUGUGUAUGACAACCAGUAUCUGUUAGAGACAUCCGCGCUGCUUGACUACGAGGGGACCAAGGAAUACAACUUUAAAAUUGUAGCGUCAGACUCUGGAAAACCGAGCUUGAAUCAGACAGCCCUGGUAAGAGUGAGGCUGGAGGAUGAGAAUGACAACCCACCUAUUUUUACUCAGCCAGUUAUUGAGCUGGCUGUUAUGGAAAACAACAAGCGUGACCUGUUCCUCACUACUCUCAGCGCCACAGACGAGGACAGUGGGAAAAACGCAGAGAUAGUUUAUCAGCUGGGACCAAAUGCAUCAUUCUUCGAUCUCGACCGCAAAACGGGGGUCCUGACCGCAUCCAGGGUUUUUGACCGGGAGGAUCAGGAUAGGUUCCUCUUCACUGUAACGGCGAGAGAUAACGGGACACCCCCUCUGCAAACGCAGGCAGCUGUUAUUGUAACCGUGCUGGAUGAAAAUGAUAACAACCCUAAGUUCACACAUAACCACUUUCAAUUCUUUGUGUCUGAGAACCUUCCUAAAUACAGCACUGUGGGGGUGAUAACUGUGACAGAUUCAGAUGCUGGAGAAAAUGCUGCUGUUUCUCUUUCCAUACUGAAUGACAAUGAGAACUUUAUACUGGAUCCUUACUCUGGGGUGAUAAAAUCUAAUGUGUCAUUUGAUAGGGAGCAGCAGAGCUCCUACACGUUUGAUGUUAGGGCUGUGGACAGUGGCAGGCCUCCUUGCUCCUCAGCUGCCAAGGUGACCAUCAACGUCAUCGAUGUGAACGACAACACCCCCAUUGUCAUCUACCCCCCCUCCAACACAUCUUUCAAGCUUGUUCCUCUGUCCUCCAUCCCAGGAUCUGUGGUCGCAGAGGUGUUUGCGGUAGAUGGUGAUACAGGGAUGAACGCGGAGCUCAAAUACACUAUUGUGAGUGGAAACAACAAGGGUCUGUUCAGAAUUGACCCUGUCACAGGAAAUAUUACUCUGGAGGAAAAACCAGCACUGACUGACAUAGGCCUACACAGAUUAGUGGUCAAUAUCAGUGACCUGGGCUAUCCCAAAUCUCUCCAUACUCUGGUGUUGGUAUUUCUGUAUGUCAACGACACUGUGGGCAAUUCAACUCUCAUAUACGAUCUCAUCCGACGCACCAUGGAGACACCAAUUGACCGAAACAUUGGCGAAAGCAGUGAAACUUAUCAAAGUGGCGACUAUUUAACCAUAAUGAUAGCCUUCGUUACUGGUGCCUUCGUGGUGAUUAUCGUCAUCUUUGUCACUGUGCUGCUGCGCUGUCGCCACGCUUCCAGGUUCAAAGCUGCACAGAGGAAAAAACAGGGGGCUGAGUGGAUGUCACCCAACACAGAGAACAAGCAGAAUAAGAAAAAGAAGCGCAAGAAAAGGAAAUCCCCAAAAAGCUCCCUGCUCAACUUUGUCACCAUAGAGGGGAACAAACCUGACGAUCCUGCCCACGAGCCAAUCAACGGAACCAUCAGCCUGCCGACGGAGCUGGAGGAGCAAGGGAUUGGACGCUUUGAUUGGAAUGCCACACCCACCACAACCUUCAAACCCAGCAGCCCAGACCUGGCCCGGCACUACAAGUCCGCCUCGCCGCAAUCGGCCUUCCACCUCAAGGCCGACACGCCGGUCUCAGUGAAAAAGCAUCACGUGAUUCAGGAGCUCCCAUUGGAUAACACAUUUGUUGGGGGCUGUGACACCCUUUCCAAGAGGUCCUCCACGAGCUCCGACCACUUCAGUGCCUCAGAGUGCAGCUCCCAAGGAGGGUUCAAGACGAAGGGGCCCAUGCACACCAGACAGCAGGGAACAUUAACCCGUGCCCGAACUGAACUGAACCCUGAAUAUCUGGACCUUCGUCCACGAGCCGAGCUGAACCCUGAAUACUGGACCCCUUGCACCCCUUUAUCGCAGCGGCGCGUCACGUUUCACCUGCCGGAUGGCUCUCAGGAGAGCUGCAGUGACAGCGGUCUGGGGGACCACGAGCCUGUAGGCAGUGGCUCCCUCCUCACACAACCUCUCCCUCUGGUGCAGGCGCAGGACGACUUCUACGAGCAGGCCUCCCCUGAUAAGAGGACUGAAGCUGACGGCAACUCCGAUCCCAACUCUGAUGGCCCCCUGGGACCUCGUGGCCUAGUGGAAGCUACAGAGAUGUGCACACAGGAGUGCCUAGUCCUGGGACAUUCAGACAACUGCUGGAUGCCCCCGACAUUGGGAACAUACCAGCAGCCCAAGUCGCCUGUGUCCAGCUUUGGGUCUCAGAGGGAGUGGGGUCCCAAGGACAAACUCCUCAAUGGACAUACUCUGACCAGAACCUGGAAAAAUGAUAGUGGGCGGUCAGAGCAUUUUGGUGACAGGAAGCAGUUUGGUAGCGGAGAAGGACACUUCACCAGCAGUGGUAUGGCUGAUAUUCCAUUAGUGAGUCUGAAGUCCUGCCAGCCAGCCUCCUGCCCAGAUAGCCCGAAGGACCAGCAGCUAUAAGACGGACUUUGCUUCUGCACUGUGUGACGUCCUUACACCUGGACCCUUCAAACAGACGAAGCUACUCACCUUUGCACCUCUCCUUGUUUUAUUCUUUUCUUUCUUGUUUCAUCUCUUCCCACUUAAGUUGGAGCUUCUGCAGUGUGAUAGCCACAUGAACUAUGUAGGCCACAAAACUAUAGUGCUUAUGCUGUGUUCUCUACAAAUUCAACUUGACUAUGGCUCUAGAAGGAACCUUUUUUUUUAUGAACCUCCAUUGAUUUCUUCAACGACGUACAGUAACAUUUUCCGUCCACUUCAUGUGCGAUUUGGACAAGUUGGAGGAAGGACACGUGAAAAAUUGAGAAAAAGAAAACAAAUUACAAGAAGAAAAAAAAACUACUAUGGCUGACCAAUAUAUACAAAUAUUUGUUGUGUGGUUGUUAUUGAGUUGUUCAGGACUAUAUUAAUCGACACAAUCAAAGAAAAUGGAAUUACAUUUCAGAAAGUGUUGUUCUAAUGACACUGUUAGUGGACACUUGUUUAUUCUGUCAUUGUCUGUGUGUUUGUAAAUAAGACUUAUUAACCACUAUCAUGUAUCUGUAAUAACCACAGUGAAUAGGACAGUUCUUGGCUGUUGUUAUCAUAAUGGCUUGUCAUCAGGAUUUGAGAUUUCAACUGGAAAACGAUCUAUAAUGUGGCAUAAUGUACAAGAAGAAAACAUUUACCUAAUUCUUUAAAAACCCUAUGGUUGAUUUUGAAACAAAUUUCCAUCCCGUAAUAUACUCAGUGUUGCCCAUAUCUCAUGAUGAUUUUCUUUAAGUACUGCAAAACCACAGGCAAACCUUUUUUUAAAAAAAAAACAUUUUGUAUGAAGGAUGUCAGUGCUCAAUAUGUGCAUUAUAAGAAUGAAAAGCUCUGAAAGCUCUCCUCUAUAAACUGAUUUUGAAAGUGUUCAGUACAAUUAAAUAGCAAUAUAUUUGUAAAUGGCUAAAUGUUUUAUCUAAUGUUGAUCUUAUUACUGUAUAGAUUUUAUUCAAAUUGUGAUUUGACUGAGUGCAAUCCCUCAGUAGUACCUGCAAUUUAUUGACAUGUGUAUAUAUUAUUUCCACAGACUAUUAUUUUCCAUAUGUAAGAAAACACAGGUUAAGAUAACACUUUUAAUCACUGUGCCUUCAUGAGGUUUCUUCAAACACUGAAUUGUUCUUAUUUCAAUGACGAGAACAUGUUGGCUACAAAGAAUUUCCUGUCUGAUAAUGAAAUGCCUUAUGCAUUGAAUGUUUGCCAAAUUUAGAGACAUAAUCACACAGAUACUGAAGUACAAAAAUCAAGUCGUUGGUACUGAAGCAAAACAGAGAGGCAUGUGCCAGAUUAUGGGUCAACCAUGAAAGAUCAUCUGUCAUUCCACUGUCUGAAAAGGUUUGUUUUAUUCCACAGCAUGGAAGGCAAAUUACACAAUGGAAAAGCAUGCUAAAAGAUAUAGCUUUUGAAACUAACUUGAUCAUUUUUGUGUCAUUUUAUUUUGUUGGAAUAGAGUUGAUUUGUGCAUUAAGGAGACAUUCAGUUUGUAAAGCACUUUUCAUAUUUAUGUCACGAUAUAAAGAACUUAAGUGGGAUGGAGUGAUUUGCUUAUCGCAGUAUGUUUGUCAGUUGUGAGGGUGUUUGACAUCACAAAUACUGAAACAGUUAAUCCUUGUUACUACUCUACAGGUAUACAGCUACUGCAAUAAAUGUUUUAAUUAUG